Paramuricea clavata is the source of this 5776-nucleotide messenger RNA. The record is from the annotation of a GenBank genome assembly. NCBI's taxonomy places the organism in Eukaryota, Metazoa, Cnidaria, Anthozoa, Malacalcyonacea, Plexauridae.
AUGGAUACCAUGGAGGGCCAGGAGGUGGAAAUCAAUCUUAGUUCGCCAACCUGCAUAAUCCACUUUGAAGGAGAGGAAGGACCCCUUACUUGCUUCACUGAAACGUCGUUUGAAAAGUUCCUAACAAGCCACGAACAAUGGAUAGGGCUAGAUGGUCAACAGCAAGAGAUAGCUGAAAGAACGAGUGAUAUCGUCAGAAAUAUCAGAAGUCUGGAGCAUCCACUGCAUAUGAUCCAGAAUUUACUUUACCAUAGAAAAUGUUACUCAAAAUUCACUAAUGUUACCUCGAUCAAACGUGCUCAAUCUAGAUGUUCAAAGCAAUCAGUCGCAGUAGAAGCGGAUGAUCAAAAGGUUCAAGAGACAAUGAGUGAACAUUCUCUUCCACCAAAAAAACUAAUGAGAUCUGACAAGUCAAAUGCUUUUAAAUCUCGGAAUAGGAAUGUUUUGCCACCUGUUUGUCUUAUUUGCCAAAAAGAGAACACGUAUAUUACUGAAUCAGUGAGUAAUUGAUUUUUGUACUGAUUUUUGCUUAACUCCAUUUCCUAGGCCCUAGGCUCUAACAUCACUGACCCGGUGGUGAUGUGCAUGUAAAGGCUUUCAAAAACGAUAUAACGACCGCAUUGUUUCUAAGCUGCUUUGUACGAUUUGUUGCCGCUCAAUUAAACUUCAAAAUAAAAUAAAUUUAAUAUCUCGUGUUUUGUUUAUAAUUAAUAUAUAGGUCACAAAAAAACGCAAAUUGGACCGCUUAGUCUCCUCGGAAACUAUGGACGGAGGGAAACUACGAGAGGCUGCAAGAAAGAAGAAUGAUGAAAGGAUUCUUCUUCAAAUUAUAAACAAGGACUGUGUUGCUGCAGAAGUAAAGUACCAUAGACGUUGUUACAAGCGCUACGUAUCUCCCGUGGAGCACAUAAAUGUAACGGAGGGAGAAUUCGAAGAACGGAUAUAUGACAAGUCGUUUGAUUCUUUUUGUGUUUAUGUGAAGAAAAACAUUAUCGACGACCACAACAUAUUUUACAUGAAUAAGCUAAAGAAUGAAUUUGUAAAGAUUGUUAAAGAUUUGGAAAAUGAAGACGCAUCAAACUACCGAACAUUUCGUUUAAAAGCAAGGCUGCAAGAAAGAUUUCCGCAUCUCGUUUUCCAUACACCAAAGGUCAGGAACAGAAGUGAGAUUGUUUAUGCAGAAGACCUAAGUCGCGGAAAUGUAGCAGAGAUGAUAUUGACUACGGAGGAGCAGAGCGAUUCGGAUGAGACGGAGAAUGACGAAAUCGGUGAACUAAUUCAAGACACCCCAAGGAAAAAUGACAAGAUGGUUCCAAACUUAAAAGAACUAUAUUUAUCUGCGCUUACAUUGAAAGAGAAUAUUCGUCAGCAUCAAGAAUCAUGGUAUGAUAAUUGGCCUCCUUUGGCAUCUGAUAUGACUAGCGAAAGUGUAAAGAAAACUGUGUCUCCUAUUUUAUAUAAUUUUGUUGCUUGGUUGCUUGGCUACUCGGAUGAUCCAGCGGAGUCAGAAUAUGUUGAUCUAGAUGAGAAACUAGCCGUCAAGGCGUUUUCAAUCUGCCAAGACAUUGUGUAUAAUAGCAGUAGAGGAAAGACCCAAACACCAAAGUCCCUAGCAUUGGCUAUAUCUGUCAGACAAAUAUCAGGUUGUUCUGGCCUUAUUGAUAUCUUGAAUGGUCUUGGACAUUGUGUGUCCUUAUCCACCACAAUGUCUUAUGACACAGCAAUCGCGCAAUUGAAUAUCAAUAUAGCAAAUUUGAUUCCAAAAGAAUUCGUUGCAAAUGAAGCUGUCAACAUAGUUUACGAGAACAUUGAUUUUGGGGAGGAGAUCACUAAACAGACACAUGUGACUAACGGUAUUGUUACUCAGAGGAUCACGUCAGAAAAGCAAGUUUAUCCGGAACAGACUGUAACGAUAAAAAAAUGCCAGCGGACGGUGAAAGUACCCAGUUCAAACGUCUUGCCUUUCAGUCUUGGAGUUAAAAAGACGCCCAAGUUUCAUAAUUCAGAAUUAGUUACUAAUACGACUGCAUGUAAAACGGCCCAACAACUUGAUUUGGCUUACGUGUUGAUUAAAAGUGUACCGUCAGAUGACUAUAUCGUUCCAGGAUGGACUGGCUUUAACACAAUACUGUGUGAGGAUAUAAUCCAGCCUGUUUCAAGGAUUGGUUAUCUUCCCGUUAUUGACGCAUCGCCAACAGAGUUUUCAACGAUUCAUGCUAUUCUAAAAAGGUGCACGGAAAUUGCCGACAAAUUGCAGCUACGAUUUGCAACACUGGUAUUCGAUGAAGCUAUAUAUUCUAAAGUACAGCAGAUCAGGUGGAAAAAUGACGUUUUCUACAAUCGUUUUGUUGUGCGGCUUGGGAAAUUUCAUGUGAUUAUGUCAUUUUUGUCUUCGGUUGCCAGGAUUUUUCAAGACGGAGGAUUAAAGGUAUGUCAUACUCAAACAUGAUAAGUACCAUGAAGAAAUUGCUGACACUAAGUCGUUUAUUUUUCUAUCAUUCUUAAUGAUAAACAUUUGUACGGACUUACUUUACUUACAAACAAAUUGUCCAAUUUUACGAAGGUUUUCACGUCUUGUAUAAGACGUGUCUUAAUUAACUUAUUCUCUACGUAACCGUAUAAGUGGUUCUAUUAAUCAAUGGCAGUUCUCUGAAAAGGUUUACAGGAAUUCCCAUACCUUUUUCAUUAAAUUAUAAUUUAUUAUUUUUCUUAGGAUGUCCUGAUCGAGUCUGGUCUUGUAAGCGAGGGAUCAAUUUCAGGUGUUUUAUCUGGUAAACACUACAACAGGUCCAUAACGAGUCACAAAAUUAUCUAUGAGGCGUUACAGCGUCUGCGAUUCGAAGCAUUCUUGGAAGCAUUGGACGAUGAAUCUAGAGAGAAUGUCCAAUUAGUUGUUCAGGCGGCGUGGGAUACUUUCUUUGAAGAUAAACUGAACGACUUCAUUCAAAGUGACCAGUUUGCUGAUUUAAUAGAUCGUUACGAUAACUUCAUCGCAGAAUCUUCAGCAACAUCGAAGACUUUUGCCUACUGGAGCAUGUAUAUUAGAAUGACAGGUAAAGCGAUAAGACAUAAAAAAACAAAUUGGCUGGUCAGGCAUUAUUCGAUAUUAUCUUUAAUGUUUUCUCGUUUUGCUUUCACAGGCAUUCUAUUAAUGUUUAUUCGAGCCACCAGACAGGUUGAUUGGGAACUUCAUUUGUCAGCAUUUCGGUCGAUGAUUCCCUGGUUUUUCGCGUGUGACAGAGUGAAUUAUGCGAGAUACGGUUCAGCGUAUUGGCUAGAGAUGACGUCCUUAGAAAAUACUCAUCCAGGUAUGUCAACAUGCCAAGGUGAUUACAUUUAUAUGACCGACACAAAUUGAGAUCACGAUUUUUAAAAACUUCCAAUUUUAUAAAUUAAUAAACUAAGACAUGCUCUUUCUGUUUGAUUAAAAGGUAUUCUACCAGAGUUGUCUUCUAACUUUUUUGUCCAGCGGCAAAGUGAUCAUGGUUUCUCAUCCGUGGCAUGCGAUCAAACCAUAGAGCAAACCGUUAAUCGAGAUUCAAAAACCAAGGGUGGUUUGACUGGCUUUUCAAUGAACAGAGCGUCUGUCCAUAGAUGGUUGCUGUCACAGUCAGAAAGAGCCGCAAUAACCCAAACGUGUAAAUCUAUGGCCGGAAUGGAUUGUAUUCCUCGGUAAAGUUUAUUCUAAUUUUUACUUCAUCAAACAGGGCCUUUUUUAACAUACUAGCUGUGGGUUGGGGGAGGGGGGCGAUCCCUAUCUGGCUCCAUAUCGUUAUCAAAACAUUAUUUCUUUCGAGGCUUAGGAAGGAUCUCGAUAGAACCAAGAGUGAAAGGCACGAGAAGUCUGUAAAUGAGGCUAAAUCCACCAUCUCAAAUAUGACAAAUCCUUUCAUUGGCGAACAGACCGGUCUUGUUAAUAUUUCAAAUGGCGUGGAAGUCGAUGCUUUCACUGCAGACGGAAUCCUCAAUGCUGAAGAACUUGGAGAAUGUCAGUUUUCUGAAUUUUGUCAAAAGAAUCUUUUUACCGAUAAUCCAGACAUCUUCAAUUCGAUUAAAAAGAACAAACUUAAAACAUUUUCGUCUGACAAUGUAAAGAUCAAAAACUGCAAAGGCCAGCUGAUUGCUUUGAAGACAGAUCGAAACCUUUUCGCCCGGCUACUUGUUAUGUCUAAAUCGCAGGAAUUGGACUUGAAAGAAUUACUCUCUUACAGUCUAAGCGAUCACCCGCUUUCCCUUGCUACGGUUACUGGAGGGCUUGUGAAAACGGCGAAGUCCAAGAUGUUCGAAAUUCUGAAAAGUAUGGUUGAAGAUCCAGUUGUGAACUUCGAGAGCAUUGGCGAACGUAAUGCACUUAUUGUUGACGCCUUUGCGAUCUUGCAUGCGAUGAAAGGAAGUUGGAAAACAUUUAGUGACUUUGCAGACGCUACAUUUGCUUUGUUGAUGAAGCUAGCCAGGCAAUCGAAAGCAGUUAGACUGGAUUUCGUUGCAGACAGGUAUCCAGUAAUUAGUAUAAAAAAUGCUGAAAGAUCAAGAAGAGCUGCUCAAGGAGUGCAGAGAGUUCGUAUCCUGAACAAAUAUCAGAAAGUUCCAAAGCAGUGGAGAAAAUACAUGAGCUCUGGAGAGAACAAAGAAUCGUUAGUGGCUUUCUUAUGCGAGUACUGGUGUACAUAUGAAACUUCUAAACUCAAUAAUUUAGAGUGUAUGUAUAUCACUUCAAAAGACAAAUGCUAUUUAUUAGUCCCUGGUUCCUCUCCAAAUGCUGUUCUACUACAUCAAGAAAUACGGGAACUAGAGAGUAACCACGAAGAAGCUGACACGCGUUUAUUGCUACACUCUCAAAACGCAUCAUUCAGUCACGACCGCAUAAUUGUUAAAUGUUCCGACACGGAUGUAUUUGUGCUGUGCAUCGCUAACCAGAACAACAUUACAAAGCCAUUGUUGUUGAUGACUGGCACUGGCAACAAACUUUGCAUCAUAGAUAUAUCAGCUAUCUCGCGUUCACUCGGUGAAGUUUUAUGCAAAUGCUUGCCAGGAUUUCAUGCUUUCUCGGGUAAAUAUUUUUAAGCUUUUUACCAGUUUGUGUUUGCUGCCUACACUAGUUUCAUUGACAACGUUACGUCUCCUUUUUAUAGGAUGUGAUUCUACGAGCGCCUUUCUUGGAAAAGGAAAACUCAAGCCUUGGAAAAUACUGGAAAACUACCCAGAAUUUAGAGAAAGUUUUUGUAAACUUGGAGAAUCGUUUCCAGUAUCAGAAGAUGUCGUUACUUCACUUAAUAGAUUCGUUUGCUUGCUUUAUGGCAACACAAUUUUGACGAGCGUUGAUCGUUGCAGGUACAGUCUUUUUAUUUCCGGAAAGUGUGGCGGCGAUGCUCUUCCCCCAAAUUCUGAUAGCCUGAUGAAGCACAUUGAAAAGGCGAAUUUUCAAGCAGCUACCUGGGUUCAGUCUUUGACAUGUCAACAAAAUCUUCCACCUGCAGCGGGUAAUGGUUGGAAAUUGGUCGGUGGGCAAUUGGAAAUUGAAUGGAUGACACGUCCCCCUGCUUCUGAUAUGCUUCUUAAUUGCAUCCAUUGUAGGUGUAAAACUGGUUGCAAAACGAUGCGCUGUUCUUGCGUUAAAUCUGGACUCAAAUGUAAUGAAUUGUGUGGCUGCAUAAGCUGUCAAAAUAGUCAGCAAGAAGAUGACGAAGAUUACGAGUUAAAUUUCGAUAGAUUACCCGCUUCUUCAAGUUCUUUUGAUAACGAACAAGAAAGCGAUGACGAGUUUUACAUGGACUAA